This is a messenger RNA of Salpingoeca rosetta, 1354 nucleotides long. RefSeq lists its product as uncharacterized. Lineage: Eukaryota; Choanoflagellata; Craspedida; Salpingoecidae. The coding region runs from base 227 to 1114 and encodes 295 amino acids. The record is from RefSeq and is a predicted model, not a curated record. The transcript has a single exon.
CGUGAAUUUUCUCAGGCAACGACCAGCCUGACACAAAACAGGCCCACAGCAGCAACCACGCACGACCAGCAACUGUUGCAAGGAAGCGGAAGCAGGGUGGACGAACAGAAUCACACACAAGCAGAUCCAGCACACAAACAACACCCAAAUACACACACACACACACCACAAGCACACAAGCACACACCACGCACGCACACAAGCACACACGCACACAUCAGAGGCGAUGGGGACGUGUCUGCAACAAGUCCUGGCUGGGUUUGAGAGAUAUGGGGAAGGGUUCGAUGUGGCAACGGCGAUUCGGCUGCGAUCAGAUGAGCUGCGACAGUCCUUGGGCAUCGACGAGCACAACCAAGCGAAGAAAGGGCAGGCACACCAUCGGAGCGGGCAGACACGUGACGUGUUGUCUGCUUGGGGCAAGGACGUUGCAGACGCGCUGCCGCCAUCAACGGCCGCAUCGCAGCGAGGCCGGUCGUCGCAUCGGCCUGCCAGCAGCGGGGGUGGGAUGGACAGCCUCUACCGCGGCGGCCAGGAGGAAGUGGAGAUGAAGAAGGGCAAGAAGCGGCCAGACUCUGCUGCGCAUGGUAAGCAGCGCCAUGGCGAUGGCAGCGACGGCGGCAAGCAGGGCGGGAACGUGACCACGGACCUGUUUCGUGGCGGCACAUUCGAGUACACGCAACAGAAGCGCAAGACGGGGACGGCGCGACAGCAGUCUGAUCCGUGGAGCGCAGAGACAGAGGAUGAUCGCACGCUGCAGCGGGCGCUGGGCCGGUCGCUGCAGCAACAGGAGCGUGCCAGGAAGCGCAUUGGCAAGACAAACAGUGAUGGGGACACGGCCAGCCGCGUGUUUGGUGGGGCGCGCGGUGAGACUGGCGCCGGCACCGGUGUUGCUGACGAUCCCCUGCGCGUCACGGGCACUGGGCGCGCACGGAGGUCCAGGCCGGCAUCAGCGGCGAGGGAGACGCGCAACCGCAUCUUUGCAGACGCGAACGGCGGUGCUGGGGUCGAUGAGCAUCUGCCGCGCGGCCGUCGCAUCACCAACCCCGCAGCCUAUGCCCGAACAGACCCUUGGUCCUCCACUGCAACACAUGUCAAUGCCUAUCAGAAGCGAUGACGCUUUGCACGUCUGUCUCUUUGUAUGUCUGUGUCUGUGUCUGUGUCUGUGUCUGUGUCUGUGAGUCCCUCUGCCUCCCUGCGUCUGCGUGUGUUUUGUUAGCUGCCCCUUGAUUUGUUACACCUGGCGUCGCUGGUUCGAGCCGAAUGUCACAUCACAACCAUCGUCGUUGCCAACAACCAAAACCGUUACCGAAGCAAGUCGUGGUCGAGAGCCAAGCAAGCAUGAGCACACGAAAGC